UGACAACUGUCCGUGUGUACCGCAAAGCACGAGACAAAAUCGAUCGUUUCCGACUAGUCUCAACAUACGCAAUGUCAAACCAAUUUCGGGUAGGUAAUGUUAAAUAAAGAGGGUCGACUUUUUUAUUAUUGUCGGUUUAACUUGUGACUUUGCUUUAUAGUCUAGGAGUAGUAGUAUCUACAUUACUGGAGGUAUGAAUCUGCACGUAGUAAAGGACAUUUGGUGGUUGUUUUUAUUGUGUUUCCUCACAACUUCGGAUGGGAUUAACUAUGAAGAUCAAGAUUUGGACCCAUGCAAGGAGAAAUAUCAUGCGAUGCUGGGUAUUAUUUCGACUUAGGAGAUCUGAUGUGUCGAAUGUGUCGUCCAGGAACAUUUUCUUUGGGUGGAGGAGUUCUGUUUGACACAUGGGAUGAAUUACCAGAAGGAUUUUAUACACAAGUUGAAUCUUUCCAUUCCUCCUUCAGUUCAUUUUCUAGAUAUGACAAUGAAGUCAACUGUAGCAAUUAUGGUUGGCAGCCAAGAGGUGACUUCUUAGCAUUCACAGGAGGUCCAUGUGCUGCUACACUUACAUACACAGUGCACCUCGUUAAACCUGGAAAUUUGUCUUAUUUGUACCAGUUUUCUGACAGAGACAUUAUUUUUGACUUUGAGGCCCAGAAUGAUCAAUGUCAAUCCAUUAAGGAUUCAAAAGAGUAUCGUUGGCCUUCAGUAACACGUGAAGGUGAAUGGAAACAACAGACAGUUCAUUUGAAGGCUGGUCAAAAUGUUCUUCAGUGGAAAGCAAUUGGAAUGGACAUGCACCAAGGGAAACCAGUUCUAAUAAGGUCAAUUGAAAUUAGUGGGGUUGCCUUUGCUUCCUCAUGUACACCCUGUCGUGCUGGAACUUAUAGCCAAGGUGGAUCUCGUUCAUGUCUUGAGUGUCCUGAAAAUCACUUCUCUGAAUGGGAGGCACAUUCUUGUACACCUUGCAACAAUAUAACUGAGUUUUCACCAAGAGCAUCACCCACCUGCCUCACACGAAGACUGUGUACACACAGUGACUACUAUGAAACACGCACUCCAUGUGAUUCAAAUAACCAGACACAAGAAGUUUAUAAAUGGCUUCAGCCAAAGACUUGUCGUGAUGAUGUUCCUGAUGCAGUGCGCUUACCUCCAGCCAGUGAGAAACAUGAAUGUCCACCAUGCAAUCCAGGAAUGGAUUAUCAUAACGGCUCUACUUGCGAAUUUUGUCCCAGUAAUAUGUAUUCAGAUGGACGAACUGGUUGUAAACGAUGUCCACCUAACACAACUCCAAAUUAUGGUUAUCAAAUUCUACAUUGGACAGAAAUGCUGAAGAUGAUGAGUGCUGCAUGUAUGGAAAUUGAUGGCUCGAGCUGCAGCAGUAGUGACAUGGGUUGGCAGUGUGCAGGGUCAUACAUUCGGUCAGGAAAUCACCAUACAGCUGGAGCAUACCUCUUACUCUCACUUAAUGUUGCUGGAUUUCGUAGCAAAGGAGGUGUCAGUGGUGGCCGUCGGUUAGGUGUUGGACAAAUAUCCUUCAGCUUUGAGCUGGAUUGUGAGAGUAAAUGUGAACUCUUAUUCAUGCAGGGAUCUGAUUCCAAAGGAGUGACGUUAAUACAGAGGUGGACAGACUCCCAGUCAAGGCAAGAGUUCUUCCAUUCAGUAAUGCUGAAUGACUCGUACACCUUCAGCUGGGCAUUUCAGAAAUUGCAGCUUGGUCAGAGCAAUCACAACAUUAAAGUUGGGGAUGAUGUUGCAAGGAUCUUUUCAAUCAAUGUAACAAAUACAAUUGAUGGAGGAGCAGCCAUGUGUUUACCAUGUCAUCUGGAUGCAGAAGAGCAUGGGUGCAUACCCUGUCCACCUGGACAAUACAUUGAUCCAAACACAACCGCUUGCACUCCCUGCCCCCCUGACACUACUGUAUCAGACUCACUAGCAUACGGAGAAGAUUCCUGUCAGCCCUGUGGUCCUGGACUCACCAGCUUGGAUGGAGUUGUAUGCACAACUAAAUGUGUUUUCAACUUUGAUGGGGUUCAGUUUGACCUUAGGUCAUUGGCAAACCCUUAUUUGGUGAAAGGAAGCCGUCUGUUUACAGCUUCAGGUGCACAGUAUUACCAUCUCUUUAACAUAAGCUUAUGUGGACAAACGGCAGCUCUCUGUUCAAACAAUGUGUCUUAUCAAAUUGAAGGCCAGACUUCCCAAGUUAAAUCCUUUGUAUGUCGGACAACUAUUGUUCCGAGUCAGUCAGCAGAAGAGGACUUGACUCUCUCCACACAGUCAGUCACACUGGGAGAUGAGUUAGUUGCUGUAUCAAAAAAUGUCUCCUACAUGAAUAUUCAAGUGAUUGAUGAAUUUGUGGAGAUGGGGUUCCAUGAUGAUCUGCACUUCUACUAUUCUACACCACUCUCGACACGUUCGUGCCCUCAAGGCCGAACAACUGUAAUUACAUUGCACUGUGAUCCAGACCAAAAAGGCGAGGGUAGAAUCAAACUUCCUGCAAAAUGUCCUGAUGGAACAUGUGAUGGUUGUAAUUUUAACUUCUUGUGGGCCAGUGCAUCAGCCUGCCCUAUAUGCACAGAAAAUAAUUACCGGGUGGUGAAAGGAGAAUGUGUGUAUGGGACACAGACAGUUCAUUAUCUUCCUCCAACUAACUGCAUUAUGCCAUCAACAGUGCCACUUACAAAAAGUGUCCGGUGUACAACACAUAUUCCCUUGGAAUUGCAGAUAGUGAUUGCUGUGACGGUGGCACUCGCCCUCUUUUUGUGUGGUCUCAUGCUUUAUUUCUGGAAGAAAACACAACAUCUAGAGUAUAAAUACAUGAAACUGGUGCAGUCAGCUGGAGGUCGUGAUGGUGAAGGGGAGGCAGAACUUGCUCCAGCUGAAAGUUGUGCUCUUGAUGAUGGUGAGGAGGAGGAAAUUCAAUUCAGCCAGCCCCUUACUGCUGGAAUUUUGAACCGUAUCAAGGCUAUGACAGGCAAGAGUGAAACAGGAAAUCCAUUUGAGACUAUUCAGCUAACAAAAUAAAAAUUUGUAUCGCUUGAUUAUUUCAUUAGAAAUCCACUUAUUACCUGAGGGACCACAGGAAGGAGCGAGAUGAAAAAGUGAAACUAAUCGAAAUUAGACCAUUAAGCUGAUCAGUGUUGUGGAAGAAUGAUGUGGAAUGUAAUACCAAUGAGCUGUGUCAACUCAAAUAUCUUCAGACUAUCAAAACCUGUGACAAAAUGUGAAAUAACUUGACAUUCAAAUAAGUAUCACCCCAUAAUACGUAGUUUGAAAAAGAAUAUUCUGUCCAGUUUGCUGCAGUAGCUAUAUCAGAGUCUGGAAUUGGUAGUACUGAACUCUACUGAAUAAACUGAUAAGUGCCAAGGAAUCUUAGAUUGAUUAUUAUAUUUAUUAAAAUGGAAACAACUGUUGCCUUCUUCACACAGUUAUCAGUAUUAUUGUAUGCAGAAUCAUAUCAGUAGUUGACUUGAAGUUUAAGAAAACAUUGAUCACAUUAAUGUAGUGCCCAUCCUUAAAUAAAGUAUUCUUAUUGUUCUCAUUUUAA
Messenger RNA from Cryptotermes secundus, 3547 nucleotides. RefSeq names its product UPF0577 protein KIAA1324-like homolog. The record is from RefSeq and is a predicted model, not a curated record. NCBI's taxonomy places the organism in Eukaryota, Metazoa, Arthropoda, Insecta, Blattodea, Kalotermitidae.